Betta splendens (Siamese fighting fish) is the source of this 2034-nucleotide messenger RNA. RefSeq names its product glycoprotein M6Bb (gene gpm6bb). Gene Ontology annotation, cellular component: plasma membrane; myelin sheath. The record is from RefSeq and is a predicted model, not a curated record. Gene Ontology annotation, biological process: central nervous system myelination; axon development. NCBI's taxonomy places the organism in Eukaryota, Metazoa, Chordata, Actinopteri, Anabantiformes, Osphronemidae. The transcript has 7 exons. Gene Ontology annotation, molecular function: structural constituent of myelin sheath. Bases 210 to 947 code for a protein of 245 amino acids.
ACCUGGAGAGGUGCUGAGGACGCGAGGGGCCGAGCUCCGUCCUCCCGUCCGUAAUCCCCUCAGCGGUGACGUCACCAGGGUGUCUCCAAAGCGGCGCGGCGUCGAGCUCCGGAGCGGCCAGUGCGCAUCCCGGGACGCAUCACCGCUGUGGCUGCGGCUCAACUUUCGGCUCGUCGACAAACUUCGGACGCGUUGGGAAACUCUCGAAAAUGGGUUGCUUCGAAUGCUGCAUCAAAUGCCUGGGCGGCGUGCCGUACGCCUCGCUGGUGGCCACCAUCCUCUGCUUCUCCGGCGUCGCCCUGUUCUGCGGCUGCGGCCACGUGGCGCUCAGCGGCACCGUGAGCAUCCUGGAAACCUACUUCUCCAGGGUCGCCAGUGACCACGCCAUGCUGACCGACGUAAUUCAGCUGAUGCAGUACGUCAUCUACGGCAUCGCGUCCUUCUUCUUCCUGUACGGGAUCAUCCUGCUGGCCGAGGGCUUCUACACCACCAGCGCGGUCAAGGAGCUGCACAGCGAGUUCAAGACCACCAUUUGUGGACGCUGCAUCAGCGGAAUGUUCGUCUUCCUGACGUACGUCCUGGGCGUGGCCUGGCUGGGCGUCUUCGGCUUCUCCGCCGUGCCCGUCUUCCUCUUCUACAACAUGUGGUCGACCUGCGUCGCCAUGAAGUCGCCCACGGCCAACCUCACCGACGUCGACUCCAUCUGCGUGGACGUCCGUCAGUACGGGAUCAUCCCGUGGACCGCCACGCCGGGAAAGGCCUGCGGCGCCGCGCUGGGUCAGAUCUGCGACAGCAACGAGUUCUACCUGUCGUACCACCUGUACAUCGUGGCGUGCGCCGGCGCCGGGGCCACCGUCGUUGCUCUGCUGAUCUACAUGAUGGCUACCACUUAUAACUUUGCCGUUUUGAAGUUUAAGAGUCGAGAAGACUGCUGCACUAAGUUUUAAACUGCCAGUGAGACAGUCGCCACUGACAACACAUUAACUAAAAAAAAAGAGCAGGACAAAAACAAAUAGAAACAUCAGCAUCUCUCCAUUAGUGAUCGCACGAGUGUAAAUAGCUGAUCAUAUGCUUCUUUAGCAUUUGGGAUCCAGGGAUAUUGCUUCUUGUUGGAUGAUGGGGUGGCGUUUAGUCUGGUUGGAUUGUUCUGCUUUAUUUGGCACUCACUUAUAGAAGUAUGUCACUUUAAGACUUUAUAGAAAUGAACACUGCUUAAAAUCCACACCAGUGUUAUACUCAUAACAUUUUUGACCAGCGCUACUGCGCGGGUCUCUUAAACGACAGUAUUUAGCCUGCGGUGCUUCACCUUUCACGACAGGACGAGCUUCAGUUGACUGAAAUGAAACAUAAAUGUAGAACAAUUGAACGUAAUGAUCAACUCAUAUCAAAUCUUCAGGGUCCGUGCGUUCUCGGCCUAAUUUACCAGCUGAGUAGAUUCAAAUGCUCGACUCUGACCUUAAAGUUUCACUGCCAACCCCUCGAAACCCUUCAAGUGUUAAACGAGUACAAAUAUUCACUGUAGUUUUAUUCACGAGUGAAAUGCUAAACUGAACUAAAAACCUUUCGUCAGCCUUUUAUGUGGAUGAAUAUUACAGUGACCACGUGUGUAAAGUAGAGUUCCAGUAAAUGCACAUCCAGUGCCUAGCACUGCCUAGGAAGGUUUAGGCCAGUAUCAGGUGUAGUUCUGCGUGGGGCCCUGAGCCCCUCUCACAUCUCUUGUUUUCUAUAAAACCAAUCUCAUAUUUUAGAGCAGAGUAAUGUAUUUUUUUCUGAGAGCUGAUGCUGAUGUAGCCUCGGCUCAGAACUUGAUGUUUCGUUGCCUACAUUUUUCCUUUGUUCUUUCUCAAAGUGCCAUUAAAGAGCCAUUUUUAUCUUAACACUGAGCCUGCAUGCUGACAUCUUCAGAGUCUUUGACCUGUUUAUAGCUACUUAUACUCCAUAUUUCAUACAGUAUAUUUAAUUUUCCCUUAAGGUUUUGAAAAACUGUAGCUUUUCCUUUCUAUAUAAAAUAAACAAUAUUUGUUUACAAAAGUA